Molecule: messenger RNA, 921 nt
Organism: Entrophospora candida
Lineage: Eukaryota; Fungi; Glomeromycota; Glomeromycetes; Entrophosporales; Entrophosporaceae
Source: the annotation of a GenBank genome assembly
AUGAUUCAACUUAAAACAGUGUUAAAUGUAAUAGAUAAUUCAGGUGCUCUUCUUGCAGAAUGUAUCAGAGUAGCUCAUGGUGGAAGAUAUGGUCGCAUUGGAGAUCCAAUUACAGUGGUGAUUAAAAGAGCCCGUCCCAUUCCACAAGUAACUUCUCAGACAGCAGCAAGCGCUGCGGCUGCAAAUACUCCAGCAGGAAAAUUGAUGAUUCGUAAGGGUGAAGUACGUAAAGCUCUUAUUGUUCGGACAAGAAAGGAAACAAGAAGACCUGAUGGUCGUUAUAUAAGAUUUGAUGAUAAUGCCUGUGUACUUAUAAAUAAUCGUGGUGAACCAUUAGGAACAAGAAUACUUGGUGUUAUUGGUGCUGAAUUGAGAGAUAAAAAAUGGGGGAAGAUUGUUACUCUUUCAGAUUUAAUGGUUUUGAUGAAUCAAUCUAAAAAUAACUUCUUUGUUAAAAAAAAUGAAUUGCAAGAGAAAGAAAUUGAUUCCAAAAUACAAUUGGAAAAGUACAAAAUUGAUAAAGAGAUGGAACUAAGAAAAUUAGAAUUAGAAAUUCAAAGAGAAAAAUUAAGCAAAAUAAAAGAUGCUACUUGUAUUUUUUUAAAUUUAUUUCUGAUAAACUCAAUCAAUUUGCCAGCUCCAAAGAAGUUAGAUAUUGGAAAAAAAUCUGAAAAAAGAGCAUUCAAUAAAGAAGAACUACAAUAUAAAAAUAAUAUCAUAUUUGGUGUUAUGGCAAUCUUGAUGUUCUUGGAUUCAAUAUAUGAUCAAGCUGAAAUUUUGGCUUUGAAGCUUGGAUGUGAAGAGUUAUUAGAAGAUUCUAAUCAAGAGAAUAAUUUGAAAGAAAUUGAAGGCAUAGAAAGUAAUGACAAUGAAGAUGAAAAAAAUGAGGGUAAUUCUAGUGAUAAUAAUGAAGAGAAAUAA